ACCAGCCCAGCCUCUCAAGAUGGCCUAUGUCCCUGCACCCGGCUACCAGCCCACCUACAAUCCGACUCUGCCCUACAACAAGCCCAUCCCCGGAGGUCUCAGUGUGGGGAUGUCUGUGUACAUCCAAGGAAUUACCAGUGAGCACAUGAGGAGGUUCUGCGUGAACUUCGUGGCGGGGGCGCACCCGGGCUCCGACAUUGCCUUCCACUUCAAUCCCCGCUUUGAUGGCUGGGACAAGGUGGUGUUCAACUCGCAUCUGGGCGGCAAGUGGGGCAGCGAGGAGAAGAAGAGAAGCAUGCCCUUCCGCAAGGGCACCCACUUCGAGCUGGUGUUCAUGGUCCUGGCGGAGCACUACAAGGUGGUCGUAAAUGGAAAUCCCUUCUAUGAGUUCGGGCACCGGCUGCCCCUACAGCUGGUCACCCACCUGCAAGUGGAAGGGGACGUGGAGCUUCAAUCGAUCAAUUUCAUUGGCGGCACCCAGCCCCUGGGUCAGGGUCCUGGACACACCCAGCAGCAGCCAAGUAGCCUGCCUACCAUGGAGGGACCCCCAGUCUUCAACCCGCCUGUGCCAUUUAGGAAGAGAUUGCAAGGAGGGCUUACAGUCCGAAGAACAGUCAUAAUCAAGGGCUUCGUACCCUUCACAAGCAAAAGCUUUGUCAUCAACUUCAUGGUGGAAUCCUCCGGGGACCUGGCUCUGCACAUUAACCCUCGUCUGACUGAGGGUCUUGUGGUUCGGAACAGCUGUCUGAACGGUUCAUGGGGAUCUGAGGACAGGAAGCUUUCCUACAACCCAUUUAUUCCUGGGCAAUUCUUUGAUCUGUCCAUUCGCUGUGGCAUGGAUCGUUUCAAGGUUUACGCCAACGGCCAGCAUCUCUUCGACUUUUCCCAUCGCCUUUUGGCCCUCCAGAACGUGGACAUGCUGGAGAUUAACGGUGAUGUCACCUUGUCCUAUAUCCAAGUCUAACCUAUUCCCAGGGCCAUAAC
Messenger RNA from Canis lupus familiaris (dog), 984 nucleotides. RefSeq names its product galectin 4 (gene LGALS4). The record is from RefSeq and is marked provisional. Gene Ontology annotation, molecular function: carbohydrate binding. The transcript has 9 exons. The coding region runs from base 20 to 964 and encodes 314 amino acids. NCBI's taxonomy places the organism in Eukaryota, Metazoa, Chordata, Mammalia, Carnivora, Canidae.